AUGUCAGCCAAAUCGUUCGAGGUUUCAGACCCAGUCAAUUCCAGUCUUAAGGGGUUUGCCCUCGCUAAUCCUUCUAUAACCCUAGUGCCUGAAGAGAAAAUCCUUUUCAGGAAGACUCAAUCAGAGAACAUUGCCUUGAUCUCCGGUGGUGGUAGUGGUCAUGAACCUACACAUGCUGGGUUUAUUGGUAAGGGUAUGUUGAGUGGUGCCGUUGUCGGUGAAAUAUUUGCGUCCCCUUCUACAAAGCAGAUUCUAAACGCAAUUCGAUUGGUAAAUGAGAACGCUUCUGGUGUUUUGUUGAUUGUUAAGAACUACACUGGUGACGUUUUGCAUUUUGGUCUAUCUGCUGAAAGGGCCAGAGCCUUAGGUAUCAACUGUCGUGUCGCUGUCAUCGGCGAUGAUGUUGCAGUUGGCAGAGCUAAAGGUGGUAUGGUUGGAAGAAGAGCAUUGGCGGGUACCGUUUUAGUUCAUAAAAUUGUGGGUGCCUUUGCCGAAACGUACUCUAGUAAAUAUGGGUUGGAUGGUACUGCUAAAGUGGCCAAGAUUAUCAAUGAUAACCUGGUGACCAUCGGUUCCUCCUUGGACCAUUGUAAAGUUCCUGGCAGAAAAUUCGAAAGCGAAUUAAACGACAAACAAAUGGAACUAGGUAUGGGUAUUCAUAAUGAACCUGGUGUAAAAGUCCUGGAUCCAAUUCCUUCUACUGAAGACUUGAUUUCCAAAUACAUGCUACCAAAGUUAUUGGAUCCAAACGACGAGGAUAGAGCCUUCGUGGAUUUCGACAAAGAUGAUGAAGUUGUCUUAUUGAUCAACAACUUGGGUGGUAUUUCUAAUUUCAUCAUCACUUCUAUUGCCUCCAAGACUACCGACUUUUUAAAGGAAGCCUAUAACAUAACACCAGUUCAAACGAUUGCUGGUACUGUAAUGACAUCCUUUAACGGUAACGGCUUCAGUAUAACAUUAUUGAAUGCAACUAAGGCAACAAAAGCAUUACAAUCGGAAUUUCAAGAAGUCAAGUCAGUAUUGGAUUUGUUGAACGCCUAUACAGACGCACCAGGCUGGCCAAUUUCUGAUUUCGAAAAUACUCCUGCACCAUCUGUCAACGAGGAUCUGUUACAUAACGAAGUUACAGCAAAGGCGGUUGGUACCUACGACUUUGACACCUUUGCCAAGUGGAUGAAGAGUGGUGCUAAACAAGUUAUCGAGAGCGAACCACACAUCACGGAAUUAGACAACCAAGUUGGUGAUGGUGACUGUGGUUACACCUUAGUGGCUGGUGUUAAAGGCAUCACUGACAACCUAGACAAGUUAUCAAAGGAUGCGUUAUCUCAAGCCGUUGCCCAAAUAUCAGACUUCAUUGAAGGCUCAAUGGGUGGUACUUCCGGUGGCCUUUACUCUAUCCUGUUGUCUGGUUUUUCGCACGGGUUGAUCCAAGUCUGCAAGUCAAAGGACGAACCUGUCACUAAGGAUAUCGUGGCCAAAUCGCUUGAGAUUGCACUUGACACUCUAUAUAAAUAUACAAAGGCAAGAAAGGGCUCAUCCACCAUGAUUGAUGCUUUGGAACCGUUCAUCAAGGAAUUCACUGCAUCCAAGGAUUUCGGCAAGGCCGUUCAAGCCGCCGAAGAAGGCGCUAAGUCUACUGCAACAUUCGAAGCCAAAUUCGGUAGAGCCUCGUAUGUCGGCGACUCCUCUAAAGUGGAAGAUCCUGGCGCAGUUGGUUUAUGUGAGUUCUUAAAGGGGGUUCAGAGUGCCUUCUAA
Molecule: messenger RNA, 1755 nt
Organism: Saccharomyces eubayanus
Lineage: Eukaryota; Fungi; Ascomycota; Saccharomycetes; Saccharomycetales; Saccharomycetaceae
Gene: DAK1
Product: dihydroxyacetone kinase
Exons: 1
Coding region: 1-1755 (584 amino acids)
Biological process (GO): glycerol catabolic process
Cellular component (GO): cytosol
Molecular function (GO): glycerone kinase activity; ATP binding
Source: RefSeq, a predicted model, not a curated record